UAAAAUAGAAGAAGAAAGGCAUGAAGUGUGCAUGAAAUGUUGACAGUAAAAAAACUUCUCACAAUGUCACGUCGUCUGAUCUCAGUAUGUACACAUAAGAUACACGUACAAUACAAUAUGUAUGUAUAAUACAACAGACCUUCGUCCGAGACCUUCAGUGGGACUUGAAUAAACUCUGGAAGAUGUCUUCGAUGCUGUUCCUUAAUCUUAGGUUUUUGAGAGACAUUAGCGGGAUUUCUCUGUCAUGGCACAGGCGGUUUUUGAGAUGGCCGUUUGUUUUAGUUGCUGGUAAAAAGGAUUUGAUAGAUCUUCCUGAAGUGAACGAGGAAGAUCUGGAAGAACAGUUCGUCAGGGGAUCAGGACCCGGAGGACAAGCCACCAACAAAACCAGCAACUGUGUGGUGCUCAAACACAUCCCCACGGGCAUAGUUGUGAAGUGUCACCAAACCAGAUCCGUGACGCAUAACAGGAAACUGGCUCGAGAGAUUUUACGCGGGAAACUUGAGGUUGAAUAUAACGGUGAGGAAAGCGAACUGCUGAGAAGAAAGCGGGAAUCCAUACAGGAAAAACGAGAAAAACGGAGAAAAGUGAAUGAAAAUAUUGAAAGAAAAAGACGAUUCAAAGAGAUCCUUAACACAGAUGGAGAUAAAAAGUGCUGAGAUAUAAUAAUAAUAUUAUAACAUCCAGACCCAUUAAUUUAAACGUGCCAUUACACAACUAGCAAAACAAUACAACCUGUAAAUGAUAAAGAAAUGUACAUUUUAUUUAUUAUCAUUAAUAAACACCUGAUUGAUCAACACA
Messenger RNA from Misgurnus anguillicaudatus (oriental weatherfish), 801 nucleotides. It is a transcript of the gene mtrfr, whose product is annotated as mitochondrial translation release factor in rescue. The record is from RefSeq and is a predicted model, not a curated record. Gene Ontology annotation, cellular component: mitochondrion. Gene Ontology annotation, biological process: translational termination. Gene Ontology annotation, molecular function: translation release factor activity. Lineage: Eukaryota; Metazoa; Chordata; Actinopteri; Cypriniformes; Cobitidae.